AUGAAUGAAUUUAACGACAUAAAAGACAUAACGAGCCCCACAAGGACAGAUAAAGGUAUUGAAAUUGAGAUUUCUACGAUAAAGCAUAUAAAACCAAUAUACGUUCAUCAACAGCAAACACAUAAUGAAGAAGAGACAAUCCCAACAUCACAUUCGACAGUCAUAGAAACAACAAUAACAGAAGAAAACAUUGAAUUAAAGCAAUUAGGACAAAAAAACCAAAAAUCACCGGUUUACAAUACACCACAAGAGACAACCGGAGAACUAUCAAUAAUGCCCAUUAUAAAUCUGCUUAGACAAGGAAUACAGAGACCGCAAUUAUUAGCAAGUAACACUUCGGCUGAACAUUCACUCACAAAAGAUUCAGUAAUCACUCCAAGUUUACCUCCCGUGAUAACCGAAUUAAGUGCAAGAAUUGAAACUACAUUUGAUCCAACAACGCAAACAACUGCCGCAGAUCCAUCGCAGGUCGAUGUAGAGCGUGGUGGUGGUGGUGACGUUACAUCAGAUGAUUCUUCUAAUUCUUCGGUAGUAGUUGACAACAGAAGUCCAAAGAAAGGAUUCUUUAGAAGGCAUCCAAUUAGAGCCAUAUUAAUUGCAAUUGUUCUUGUCUUAUUAUUGGGAGCAUUGGCAAUUCUAAUAAUUGGUAAGAAAUGA
Messenger RNA from Ambispora leptoticha, 657 nucleotides. Lineage: Eukaryota; Fungi; Glomeromycota; Glomeromycetes; Archaeosporales; Ambisporaceae. The record is from the annotation of a GenBank genome assembly.